Molecule: messenger RNA, 1294 nt
Organism: Mobula hypostoma (lesser devil ray)
Lineage: Eukaryota; Metazoa; Chordata; Chondrichthyes; Myliobatiformes; Myliobatidae
Product: STKc_p38 domain-containing protein
Exons: 12
Coding region: 78-1157 (359 amino acids)
Biological process (GO): protein phosphorylation; intracellular signal transduction
Cellular component (GO): nucleus; cytoplasm
Molecular function (GO): ATP binding; MAP kinase activity
Source: RefSeq, a predicted model, not a curated record
CUGGGCAGGUAAGCCUCACCUGGGAGUCUUUCCGAAGCUCGCCAGCGCUCUGCAUUGCUCUACCUGAACGAGGGCGAAUGGGGACUCCGGUAAGGAAAGGCUUCCAUCGGCAAGAAGUUAACAAGACCGUGUGGGACGUGCUGGUCAGAUACACCGAUCUGAACCCGAUAGGGUCAGGGGCGUACGGGACCGUGUGUUCAGCUAUUGAUCAGAAGACAGGAGAGAAAGUGGCUGUGAAGAAGUUGUACCGGCCCUUCCAGUCUUUAAUUCAUGCCAAACGAGCAUACCGUGAACUUCGACUGCUCAAGCACAUCAAACAUGAAAAUGUGAUUUGCCUGCUGAAUGUGUUUUCACCUGAAGACUAUUUACAGACAUUCCAGACCUUUUACAUGGUGAUGCCCCUCAUGGAGCGCGACCUUGGUCACAUCAUGAAGAAACAGAAGCUCUCUGAAAACAUGGUGGCGUUUCUUCUUUACCAGAUCCUACGUGGUCUGAAGUACAUCCAUUCUGCUGGGAUUAUACACAGGGACCUUAAACCUGGUAAUCUAGCAGUGAACCAGAACUGUGAACUAAAGAUUUUGGAUUUUGGAUUGGCUCGUCACACCGAGUUGGAGAUGACAGGCUACGUGAUUACUCGCUGGUACCGACCCCCGGAGGUUAUACUGAACUGGAUGCGUUACAGUUACUCAGUGGAUAUUUGGUCUGUGGGCUGCAUCCUAGCUGAGAUGGUCACAGGAUCUGUGCUCUUCCCUGGAUUUGACCAUUUUGACCAACUGAAAAAGAUCAUGAAUGUAACGGGAACACCACCACAAUACCUGGUGGAGAACAUGAAGAACGACGACGCAAGAAACUAUGUCCGUUCCCUCAUACCACAAGAGAAGAAAAAAUUCCAGCAGGUUUUUCCCACAAUGAAAGCACAAGCUGUUGACCUGCUAGAAAGGAUGCUAAUUCUAGAUCCAGACAGAAGAAUAACAGCCAGUGACGCAUUAGAACAUCCUUAUCUCAGCGAACACCACGAUCCAAACAACGAGCCAGAAGCAGAGCCAUAUGAUGAUUCCUUUGAAAGCCUGGACCUAAAGGUUGAAGAAUGGAAAAGUCUUCUUCACAUGGAGAUUAUGACUUUUGACCCAGACAACCCGAGACAAAUGGCAACCUGAUGCAGCUUGAUCACUAGAAGCAGUACACUCACUGAAAUGAAUUUGGAACCACAAAGCCAUGUUACUAGCAGUUAACUUGCAUCUGUUCUUCUUGUGUCUGUGCACAAUGACAGAAAUAUUAAAUAAAAGCACACACG